Messenger RNA from Mercurialis annua (annual mercury), 1361 nucleotides. Its product is annotated as DUF724 domain-containing protein 7-like. The record is from RefSeq and is a predicted model, not a curated record. Lineage: Eukaryota; Viridiplantae; Streptophyta; Magnoliopsida; Malpighiales; Euphorbiaceae. Bases 56 to 1075 code for a protein of 339 amino acids. The transcript is spliced from 5 exons.
GUUUUACUGAAUGAUGAAGCCGUGGAUUCUAUAGUAGAGACGGAAAUGUUUUCAAAUGCUUUGGUUUAGCCAGCAACUUUCAAAAGCAGGCGAAGAUACUGUGGAGGACACUACCAAACAAAAUUCUUUUGAUGAAAUUGCUGAAGUUGAGCUUACAGCAAAAGAACUGGAUUUGACUGUCAGCGCAGCUCAUAGUGUUGGAGGAGAGCGUACGAAAACAUCUUGUCAAGUUCCUGGAAAGGAAAUUAGUCUGCAUAAUGAUGAGGAAAUGAACUGGCAGCAGAAAGGUAAAGAAUACAAGACAGCUGGAAAUAGUAUGCUUGAAAUGGAUUAUGAAGCGUGUGCAACUGAAGAGGUUGAGCUUCUUGGAGUUGCAUGUUCCGGGCUUACAGGAUAUAACCCUGGCAGUGGUGUAAAGCAAAACCAAGUGAAUGAUACUAGCGUAACUUCAAUGCAAUCACCUGUAGUAAAUGUCGGAGUCAGCUGUCAGCUAGUGGAGAAUGGAGAUACGCCAUUUGAAAAGUGCUCACCUCUUUGGGAAAAAAUUGAUUCUCAAGAAGUUUUCCGAGCUAUGCCACAAAGGCCACAUUUUCGAACUCUUAUGAGAUAUAAAAAGUUAAACAGAGAAGGAUUGGCUCUUGGUAACAUGAUAAACUUUGCCUCUUUGGUAGAAAAGACGUGUAAGUUGCAAGUUGAUGAUCCAAGAGACGUCAUGAACAGCUAUUUGGAUGCUCUUUCCGAGUUGGAAAUCCAUGGUUUUGAUGUGAAGCCAGUAGCAAAGCGUCUUAAUGAGCUAGUGUUGAUGAAAGAUAGACAAGAAGAGCUUCAAAAUCGGUUGAAAGAAAACGAGACGGAAUUUACAAAGGUGAAUAGUGAAAAGACAAACACUGAGAAAGAGAUUGAUGCUCUAGAUGAGGAGAUAAGAAUGUUGAAAGAGAGACAAGCAAUGAACAAGUCAAUGAAGGUUUGCAAUGAUUCUAAGAUUGCCUCCUUGGAUUUGGAUGACAGUGUUCUUUCUGAACAUAUUUCUAAAGCACAACAGGAAUUUGAAAGUCUAGCUACCUCUUCUUGGUAACACUUAUAAGCUCUUGUAGUUGGUACUGAAAUGAACCAUCUUCAGGUUUUCUAAGUUGAUUUUGCUACUGUAACAUGCAGUGAAUUGUCCUUUCAGAUCAGAGGCAUAACCAACAAAAUGGUGUCGUUUUUUGAUAUUUGCAUGUUGCAAUUGAUGGUCCUAGGAUUGUUUGUUGGACAUAUUGACCUAAGUGGUGUCUUUUUGGAACAGUAGGAUACUAUUAUGUGGAUAUUCUACUAGUUUGGAUUUUGGCUGAUUAUGUGCAAAUUAGGACCGUUUACUUCAA